Messenger RNA from Zerene cesonia (dogface butterfly), 2421 nucleotides. RefSeq names its product neuromedin-U receptor 1-like (gene NGR-A18). Bases 145 to 1458 code for a protein of 437 amino acids. The transcript has 3 exons. The record is from RefSeq and is a predicted model, not a curated record. Gene Ontology annotation, biological process: G protein-coupled receptor signaling pathway. Lineage: Eukaryota; Metazoa; Arthropoda; Insecta; Lepidoptera; Pieridae. Gene Ontology annotation, molecular function: G protein-coupled receptor activity. Gene Ontology annotation, cellular component: plasma membrane.
UGUACAGAGGGACAGAGGGCAGAGUGCAGCUGCUGCACACGCUGCAGAAAAGGCGCGCGAGGCGGACGCGUGCCGGCGACGUCGAGCGCUCUCCAGUCCGCCGGCAGUAGCCCUCGGCAAGGCGCGGCGGGCGUACGCCGCGCCAUGGCUACGUCUAACCCAUAUAACGUCACUAGUGACGAAACUUUCGACAACCAAACUUAUUUCGAUCACGUCGCCGCUUUGGUAGCCCAUGCGUUAUUCGUCUAUUAUACCCCGGUUUUGAUCCUUCUCGGCUCGAUAGGCAAUUUGCUAUCAGUGUAUGUAUUUUUCAACAGUAAAUUACGAUUGCAAUCCACCAGCCAAUAUCUUUCCGCGCUUGCGAUAUCCGAUACGAUAUUUUUAUUGCAACUUUUGGCACCCUGGCUGAGCGCCGUGAGCGUCACGUCCAUCUUUUACACGGGCGGUUUUUGUCAGGUAUUCGUAUACUUGUCUUACGUGUCAUGCUGCCUGAGCGCUUGGCUCGUGGUCGCUUUCACUAUAGAGCGCUUCGUCGCGGUGCUGUACCCGUUGCGCCGUAACGCCUGGUGCACGGUGAAGCGCGCUCGGCACGUGAUCAUUUUGCUAUCCGGCGGCGCGACCAUGAUGAAUUUGCCGGUGCUAAGAUUCGCAAUCCCCACCAGUGACGAUUGCAACAUAGACCGAAAAUAUUUAGAGCACGCGGCGCGUUUCAACCUUGUGGACACAAUGUUGUCCUUCUCGAUCCCCCUGAGCCUCAUCGUUCUGCUGAACGUGUGGAUAAUAUUCGGGGUGUGCCGGUUGGAACGCACGCGGCACCAGCUCAUGAAGGCGGAGGGCAGCACGGCUGGCGAACGCGCGCGGCAGACUCGCCUGGUCGGCUGUCCCCGCUCGCAGCAGCGCGUCACCCGAAUGCUUCUCAUUGUGUCUUCUGUAUUCGUCAUCCUGAACCUGCCGGGCUACGCUUUGCGAAUCAUCGCCUACGCCUACGAUCUGCAGGGCUCCGAGACCAUGACGGGCCGUUGGAUGGCGCUGCAGCAGUUGGCCAUCAUGUUUUUCCACACCAACUUCGGCAUCAACUUUAUGCUGUACUGCCUGACGGGGCAGAACUUCCGUCGAGCCGUGUGCCAGAGCCUGCCGUGCCUACGGCAGCGCGCGCGCCGCGCGGUCGCCGUGCGCCGCCCCACCUCCCGCCCGGCCAGAGCCAGCAGCAUCUCUAGUCUCUCUGCAGCUUCGUUCAUCAGCAACUGCACCGAGGCGACCAACCUGCCGAGCGCCACCGCCGCGACCCCGGGCUCCCGCCGACGCAGGCAGGAGCCGUUCAUCACCAGAUGGAAGUUCGACAACAGCAAGCAACGCCGCCAGAUCCCCGGCGCCGCGGCCAGCGCCGCCGUGGCCAGCACCUCCGCCGGCCCCUCCAAUGACGUCGAGAUGCGGGUUCUCAACUCCGGCGCCAUAUGACGGGGACGGAAGGAGCCCUACGUAUGCACGACUAUGUUUUGAAACGGGUGUAUCAAGGAGGAGUAUGUCUACCCGUAGACGUGUGCUACGAAACUUCGUGUAAAUCCUUCGGUGAAAAGCAGCAAUAGACAUUCCGUUGUUUGAGUACACUAAACGUAUUGUUCAACAUUUUUUGGCCCAUUAACAAAAUUCCCGUCUGAUGUCGAAAUAAUAGAAUUGUGAAUAGAGUUAAUUAAAAAUCUAUUGCUGCUACAUUUCCAACUCUCCCCGUGUUUAAUCUACAAAUAGUUUACUUUGUUUUGCCCCGAGGUGUUAUUACUAUAGUCUAAGAGCUUACAAAAAUUGGUAAUUCGACUAUUUUUCACUUUGCAUAGUACACUUACAUCUUUGCACUAUGCAAAUUUAUUGAGUAUUAAGAACUCUUUACAACAAACAUUUAUUCUUCAGACUCGAAGCCAAAAGAUCGAAAAUAUGGCUCGAUAUUUCAUCGGUCAUACGAAAAUUAUAACGUACGGCACGAAAACUACAAGCCAUGAGCUCUUGGACUACAAUGUAAACAGUCUACGAAACCGAAGUUCAAUCAAAUGAAGUCUUUACACGAAGUUAACAUACUCCUCCGCCCGAACGCGACUGAGCGUAAUGAUACCUCACAAGAGACCCACUUUAUGGCUUUCUUAUUAAUAACACUACCUUUUUAAUUAACUUUUAAGUAAACUCUCGAACUAUGGAAUGAUAGCAAUAGAUUCUUUAAGCGACUAAAAAAUAGUAACAGGGAGAAUUUAAAUAUAAUUUUCAACACAGCAAAUUAAAAUUACGAGCAAACAUACGUGGAACGUUACGUGGAAAACGUUGUUAUAGAUAUGAAAAUUUUUACUUGUCGACAACAACUACCAAAUUCAUUUUAAUAUACAAUAUAAGAUUCCUCGAAAUGGUUUAUCCGAUGUAUUGUAAAACAAAUUUAUU